GCGAUGCGGCACAGAGCUCAAUAUGUGCCUCUGCGUGUCUCUGGGUGCUCCGCAAAAUUGCGUCACACCAUCCAUAUGGCCUCCGACCACAUUUUCGGAUCAAGCAUAAAUUGGCUCUUAGGGGAGCCAGUCAACACUGCGUAGCAGAGCUGUCAAACGACUGAGAUGUCUUUAACCACUGCGAUUGUGUUUUAAUGAGAAAACAAAUGCCACAUAAGGUGUACUGCGAGUUCACAUUUCGAUUUGAGGGCUGUAAAGGGUUGCCAAGCAGUUAUCGAAAAUGUGAAACCUUCAUGGAGAAGUCCCCCACAGAGUUACCAGUGAAGAGACAAUGAUGGAUCGGAACAAGCGCAACUCCAUUGCCGGCUUCCCCUCCAUGAGGCCAGACCGUCUUGAUGACCUGGAUGGUGGAGGGGAGUGGGCCCCGUCUCAGCUGGGAAGAGUGUGCCCCUCGUCGUACCGCGCCCUCAUCAGUGCCUUCUCCUGCCUGACGCGCCUUGAUGACUUCAUCUGCGAGUGGAUUGGCUCCGGCUUCUUCUCAGAGGUCUACAAGGUACGCCACAGAGUGUCGGGCCAGGUGAUGGCUCUGAAGAUGAACAAACUGAGCAGUAACCGAGCCAACAUGCUGAGAGAAGUCCAACUGAUGAACAGACUGUCCCAUCCCAAUAUCCUCAGGUUCAUGGGUGUGUGUGUUCAGGAAGGCCAGCUCCAUGCUCUGACUGAGUACAUCAACGGUGGGAACCUGGAGCAGCUGUUGGACAGCAACAAGCCUCUGAGCUGGGCAGCCAGGAUCAAGCUGGCCUGUGAGAUCGCCAAUGGCCUGGGCUACCUGCACUCCAAAGGCAUCUUCCACCGGGACCUCACCUCCAAAAACUGCCUGAUCAAGUCAGAUGAGAACUGCUACACUGCAGUGGUCGGAGACUUUGGUCUCGCUGAGAAGAUUCCCAACUAUGAUGGUGAGGGGGAGAAGCUGGCUGUGGUGGGCUCUCCCUUCUGGAUGGCCCCUGAGGUGCUGCGAGAUGAACCCUACAAUGAGAAGGCGGAUGUGUUCUCCUACGGUAUUGUCCUCUGUGAGAUUAUUGCCCGAAUACAGGCCGACCCCGAUUACCUUCCUCGCACUGAAAACUUUGGCCUGGAUUAUCAUGCCUUCCAGCACAUGGUAGGAGACUGUCCUCCUGACUUCCUGCAGCUAGCCUUCAACUGCUGCAACAUGGACCCCAAGCUGCGACCCUCGUUCCCUGAGCUGGUAAAGAGGCUGGAGGAGAUCCUGUGUCGGCUGAAGGCCGAGGAGUCUGAACAAGAGAGGAUCCCCCUCAGUGAGGACAACGAUAAGAAAACCAUCCCUAAAGGUGACAAGGUCCAGGGGAUUAAGAGGUUGAACCCGUUGGGUCUGGAGGAUGAUGAUAAGAUCUCUCCCAAGUCACCUCGUCCUCGCCGCAACAUCUGGCUGUCCCGCAGCCAGUCCGACAUCUUCUCCCGCAAGCCCAGCCGGAAGGUCAAUGUCCACGACCCCUACUACAACCCGGGCCCCAGGGCUGUGCCAGGGGCCCGCAAGAUCAACCCCUUCAAUGCCCGCGAGGACCUGUGUGGAGGCAAGAUCAAGUUCUUCGACGUGCCCAGCAAGUCUGUGUUCUCCCUGAUGUUCGACCUGCACUCUUCUCAGGACAAUGUGUUCUCCUCUGGGACCCAGAUCCACUCUGGAGCCCACAUCCACCCGGGUAUGUGGCAGGAGACCUGGUUUACUGGCAGACAGUGCCGCUCUCUGCCCGCCUCCCCCCAGCUGGCCCUCUUGGACGGCUGCUGCCCCCCUGCCUCCUGCCCCCUUUCUGCCACUGUCUCCAAGUGUGACCCAGCCCAGCUGGGCCAAGAGGUCCGACAGAAGGUGCUCAGCGCCUGGGCCAGGAAAUAUGCUGUGAUGGAGAUCCCUCCAUACUGUGGAGGGAAAGAAACAAUAGAGGAGGAGAACAGAGUAGAUGAGAGCGGGUCUCUCUAUCCCAUGCCCAGUGACCGUACAGAGGCUAUGGACUGCUCUAGCAGCCAAAGGAGUCCAGAGGAGGACAACGUCAAGGACAAACCUGUCUGCUGCCCCAUGCAGGCCCAGAAUGGAGGCCCAGUGAGGGACAGUAGGGAUGCGGUGUCUGUGUCUGAGGAGAUGGAGGCUGAAGACCAGGAGGGCAUGCAGCAGCAGAGCACUCCCUGUCCAACUGUCACCAUCAGCCCAGCCACAAACCAAGACCAUCUGAAUCCCAUUGUACUGGUGCCAUGUACGGCCCCACGCCUCCACAGAACCGCCCUCUAAGUGUGACAUCAUCUAGGCCUUAAACAGGUCAAGGAGAAAGGGAGCCUUGUGUGAACUCGUUUUUAACCGAGAGACACUCCUCAGAUAGGAAUGAUGACGUGUGAUGAUCAAUGCUCUGCAGAUAACUUUUUUUUUUUUUUAUCAAGAGAUUUUCUAUUUAAUAUACUGAAAAACUUACUUUAUUUCUUAAAAAGGCACCCCUAAACCAGGGGUCUCAUAAUUCCUUGAGGUUCUGUGUGUAUGCUGGUUUUAAAUCACUGCCUUCUCCUUGAUAUUCAAUGGUAUUGUGUUUAUCUUCUGCCCCAUGUGGAGAUGUAGGAGAGUAGAUGCAUAUGAUAUUAAAGUAACACAUCUAACACUCUCUUACCAGGGAGAAAGGGUUGAAUUCUGAAUGAAAAGCAGCAUACUCACUGCCUAUCCAACAUUGAGACCCCCACCCCUGCAUCAUCUUGAUUAGUGGUAUUUCUGUACUAGACAAUGGUGCCUGCCAGAAAGGAGAGCCCAAGCCAGAUCCAGACCAUAUCAAGUCUAGUAAAGGAGUGUGGUUCACCAGACUAUAGAGGUCUCUUAUGGAGACUAAAAAUAGACUGCGCUUAAAUUUGCAGUAAAACCAAAUAGUUUGUGUAAAUGUGCACGCCCACGUGCACUGGAAAUCGUUUGUACGUACCUUUUUAACAUUUCUAUGAUUUAAGUGUUUGGUAUAACCUGAGUGUACAAAACAUUAGGAACAACUGCUGUUUCCAUGACACUGACCAGUUGAAAGCUAUGAUCCCUUAAAUUCACCUGUUAAAUCCACUUCAA
Messenger RNA from Salvelinus namaycush (lake trout), 3100 nucleotides. RefSeq names its product dual specificity testis-specific protein kinase 2-like. NCBI's taxonomy places the organism in Eukaryota, Metazoa, Chordata, Actinopteri, Salmoniformes, Salmonidae. The record is from RefSeq and is a predicted model, not a curated record. Gene Ontology annotation, cellular component: cytoplasm; nucleus. The transcript is spliced from 11 exons. Gene Ontology annotation, molecular function: ATP binding; protein serine/threonine kinase activity. Gene Ontology annotation, biological process: actin cytoskeleton organization; protein phosphorylation. Bases 332 to 2299 code for a protein of 655 amino acids.